This is a messenger RNA of Helianthus annuus (common sunflower), 1667 nucleotides long. RefSeq names its product glutathione S-transferase T3-like. The coding region runs from base 460 to 1518 and encodes 352 amino acids. The record is from RefSeq and is a predicted model, not a curated record. Lineage: Eukaryota; Viridiplantae; Streptophyta; Magnoliopsida; Asterales; Asteraceae. The transcript is spliced from 2 exons.
CGUAGUGGGGCGUGAUUUUUAAAAUUUUUUCAAAAAAACGCCUUAUAACGCCCCGGCCCCCAUUACAUAGGGCGUGACCGGGCGUUAUUUUUGAAAAAAAAACGAAUGUGGCGUUUUAAUUAAAACGCUGAAAAAUUAAAGGGGAUCCAAAUUAGACCAUUGGCAAACGGUCAAAAUUGUUAUUUUUUUUUUAAUUUAAAAAUUUACCCCACUAUAUAUAUCCACCCACUUUAUCAUAUUUUUUUAUACAAAAACACCCACUUUCUCCUACUUUCUUCUUUUUUUUUUAUAAAAAACACCCACUUUCUCCUACUUUCUUCUAUUUUUUUAUAAAAAACACCCACUUUCUCCUACUUUUUUAUACAAUCAUGCAUCCAUUCCGACCCCCUUUUGGUGUCCCCGCAAGACCCACGAACCGGAACACAACCCAACCGCAAAAACCCGUAUAACCUUCAAGACAUGGACCCGAACUUUUUACCGUACGCGGCUUACUUGACUAGCGCCACUCCGUUUGUACCUCCCACCUUCGGCUAUGGUCAAGCCGGCGGGUCGCAACCGUCACAACCACAACCCGAAUCCGAAUCCGAACCCGAUGUCGAUGUCGUGCCGGAGACGCAACCCGAACCGGUGCAAGACAAAUCAAAACGCGGCAGAAGGUCGCAUAAGAAGAAGGAUAAGGACGAACCUCGACGUACAAAAACUAUCAUUAAAUGGACGAAGGAGGAGGAAUUCACGUUGACUCGGGCGUGGCUCGACGUUUCGGAGGACGAAGAAACGGCAAACUUUCAAACGGGUCCCGUUUUUUGGGAUAGGGUUCGUGCACUCUUUUUUAGCACGUGGGGUCAAGGCGAACAUCGGGACAAAGAUUCCAUUUCUAGCAAAUGGACCGACAUCAACAACAAGUCUCACGCGUUCCAAGAAGUUUACCAACGUAACUACGAUACUCGCCCGAGCGGUGAAAGUGACGUCGGGGUUUUAACGAGGACUUUGGAGGAGUUUGAGAGGACGAAAUGCCCUUUCACGUACUAUAAGUGUUGGGAGCUACUACGAAAAAGUCCAAAGUGGGCGCUAGUUAAUCCAAUGAUGUCUAGUAGUAGACGUCGAGCUAAAAGGUCAAAAACAUCAUCCUCCGUUGACCCGUCAACUCCGACAUCGGAUGCCCGCAAUGUUGACGCGGUGGACGUUGACGAGGGAGUUCAAGAAGAGUUGAUCCGACCCACCGGUAGAAGAAAGGGAACCGGGAAAAAAACGGUCGAGUCGUCUUCCGAUCUCGAGUUAAAGGAAGAUUUCAAGGAGAUGAACCGUCGUCUCCAAGACAUUCGCGACCUCGGCCACCAACGUUAUGAGAUUAUGAAAGAACGAGUGGCCGAAACCAAAAAGUUUAACGAGAUGCAAGAGGCGAGACAAAUGGAAAAGGACAUUGAGUUUUUGUCCAAACCUAUCGACCACCUACAAGGCGAUGCGUUGAUCCUUGCGCAAAUGCGUCGCCAAAAAAUUAGAGAAAAAUAUGGACUCUAGAUCAUGUUCUUUUUUUUAACUUUAUUUUUUUUCGGUUUUUUUUCCUGUUUUUUUAUUUUCUGUUUUUUUUUUUUCAGUUUUUUUUUAUUUCAAGUAGUGUAAUUUUUAUUUUAAAUUAAUGAUGUUUUUUAUGUUUUAAUUUAAAAAAA